AUGGAAAAUAAUGAUUUAAAAAAGGAUAAAAAAAUGUUUAUUGAUAAUAAAAAUACAUACAUGAAUAAUUAUAAUAAUAAUCAAAACAUAAAUAAAAUUAAUGACAAUAAUAAUAAUAUUAAUAGUUACAUGAAUUUUGCUAAUUUUAAUAAUUUUAGUAAUAAUAAUAAUGAUAACCAUACUAAUAUUAAUAGUAACACAAAUAAUAAUAUAAAUAAUAAUCUGAAUAUAACUAAUAAUAUGAAUAAUAUAUCUAACAACAUGAAUAACAUACCAAGCAAUAUGAAUAAUAUGCCUAGUAAUAUGAAUAAUAUAUCUAAUAAUAUGAAUAAUGUCCCAAGUAAUUUGAAUAGUAUGCCAAAUGCUUUGAAUAAUAUGCCUGGUAACAUGAAUAAUAUAACUAAUACUAUGAAUAACUUACCCACUAAUAUGAAAAACAUACCCACUAAUAUGAAAAAUAUUCCCACUAAUUUGAAUAACAUGCCCACUAAUAUGAAUAACAUACCCACUAAUAUGAAUAGUAUGCACACUAAUAUGAAUAAAAUGCACACUAAUAUGAGUAACAUACACACUAAUAUGAAUAACAUACAUAAUAAUAUGGGUAAUAUACAUAAUAAUAUGAAUAAUAUGUCUAAUAGUUUGAACAAAUUACCCAGUAAUAUGAAUAAUAUGCAUAAUAAUUUGAAUAAAAUUCCAAGUAGUAUGAGCAAUAUACCUAAUAAUAUGAAUAAUAUGUCUAGUAAUAUGAAUAAUAUGUCUAAUAAUAUGAGUAAUAUGUCUAGUAAUAUGAGUAAUAUGCCUAAUAAUAUGAAUAAUAUGAAUAUUAAUAUUUCAAAUAAUAUGAAUUCGAAAGUUGUAAAUAAUAACAUGAAUAACAAUAUUCCUAGUAAUAUGAAUAUGAAAAAUAACAUGAAUAUGAAUAGUGAUAUAGCAAAUAAUUUGAGCAUUAAGAAAAUGAUGAAUAACAAUAACAACUUAAGAGAGAAUCUUAUGAAUAAUUUAAAUUAUAAUUAUAGUAAUAUGAAUUAUAACAUAAUAAAAAACAUGGGCAUGAAUAAUAAAUUAAAUAAUGACAAAAAAGUCAAUACAGAUGAUCCAAAAAGUAUUAUGAAGAAUUUAAAUAAUAAAAUGAUUAUUAAAAAUAAUAUGAAUAGCAGCCAUUUUAUCACUUCUGAUGCUCCAAAUAUGAAUAGAUUUUAUUUAAAUGAGAUGAAAAAUAUAGAGAAUAACAUGGUAUCUAUGAAUAAUAAACUAAAUAGUAUGAAGGAUAAUCAAAAUAAUAUGCAGCAUUUUAGAGAAAAUGAAUAUCUAGAAAAUAUUUAUAAGAGAGAAAAAUAUUUAUUAAAUAAAAAUGAAAAAGAAAAUUUGUAUAUUUCACCCAAACAAUUGAAUAAUUUUAAUCAAGAAAGCAAUAAAAAUAAUAUGCUUCCAAGAAAUAUGAAAAAUAUAGAUCCUUCUUUAUACAAAUCUCUAAACUUAAAUAUGAUGAAUUCUAAAAAUAUUAAUCAAAUGUAUAAUUUUAAUAAUAAUGACUCAAGUAACUUUAAUAUAGAAAAUAUGUUAGAAAAUAAAACUAAUAUGAAAUUGAAAAAUAUAGAUUACAACAAUAUGAAUAUGAAUAAAACAGAUAAUAUGAUAUUUAAUGAAGAAAUAAAUUAUCAGGCGUACAAUGUAAAUAAUAAUAUUAAUAAUAACGUCAAUAAUAAUAAUUUAACAGAAAAAAACUUUAAUAACGCUAAGCAUUUUUUCAUGAAAUCCGGCAAUAUGUUUGAUGUAAAAGCUUAUAAAAAUUUAGAAAAUUUUAAAGAAAUGAAAAAUACUAAUGAAAAUAAAAAUAUAAGAUUUAACAAUUUAAUGGAAAUGAAUCCAAAUCAGAUUAUUUCAGAAGAUCCCAAUUUAUCAUCGACUAUUCAUAAGAUAAAUGAAAAAAAAAAAAUAAUGAAUACAAAAAAUAAUAAUUUAAUCAAUAUGGAUAAUUGUGAUAUUUAUAAGUUAUCCAUGAACGAUAAAUUAAAUCAGAAGGAUGCAUAUAAUUAUAUGAAUCAAAAUGAUAUUUUAAAGUUAACAACAGAAAACAAUAAGCAAAGAUAUAUUUCUGUAAAAAAAAUAGGAACAAAUAAUAACAAAGUGCUAAAAAUGUAUGAUCAUCAAAAGAAUAAAAUAGGAAAAUUAAAUAAUAUGGAUAAUGAUUUUAUGAAUAAAAAAAAUACUAAUAACAACAGUACUAUGUAUAUGAAUAAAAAUAUGAUGUAUGAAGACAUAAAAAAAAAUAACACAAUUCCAUUUGAUAACAUAAUUAAUAAUGACAUUCAAUUUUUUAAUAGAAACCCAAUGUUAAAUAAAAAUAGUAACAAUAAUAAAAUCAGCUAUAAUAGAACAACAAACUUUAUAAAUACUUACGAUCAAAAUUUUAAUACAAAGUCGAAAAAUGAUUUAGAAAAUUUAAAAAGGAUCGAGCAAGAAGUAGAAGAGAAAAAAAAAAAGAAAAAAAGAGAAAAAAAAGAAGAAAAAAAUAAGGAAAGGAAGAUUGAAAUUCUUAAAAAUGAACCAAAAGAAGCAUUAGAAGAAAAUUUUGAAGGAAACAAACAUAAUUUUGAUUAUAAUAAUGUGAUAUUUAAUUACAGAGAAAAUUCACAACAAAAUUCUUUUAAUAGUUCUAUCCUGAAUCCCAUAAACACUAACAAUAUUAACAAUGUUAAUAAUAAUAGUAACAUUAAUAUGAAUAAUAAUAAUAUUAUCAAUAGCAAUAAUGUUAAUAAUAAUAAUAAUACUAUUAAUAAUAAUAAUAACAAUAAUAUUAAUAAUAAUAAAAUUAUUAGUACACCUAACUUAAAUGUAAACAUGGGCAUAACGGAAGAAAACAGUGUGUAUAAAAAACAAAUUUUAUUAGAAAAUUAUGAUCAAAAUAAUUCCACAAAGAUUUUUUUAGAUAAUAAAAAUACGAUGGACACAAAUGAAUUCUAUAAUCAAGAUGAUUCGGUUUCUAAAAAAUUAAAAAAAAAUGAUAAUCAGCAAAAUUCUUCAUUUAAUUAUGCCCCUGAAAAAGUAGAAAAUCAAGAAAAAUUAAUAGCUUUAACAAAAUUAUUUGGAAAUGUAAUUGAUGAAAAAGAUCAAAAAAGUGUUAAUAUGCCUUAUGUUAUAGGAAAUACAUAUGACUUGGACACUUUAAAAAAUAUGUCAUUAGAAAGUAUGUUAAAUAGUUUAAAUAUAGAUAAGGUUAUUUUGGAUAUAUUAAAAGAUAAAAUAAAUAAUAUAAAUAGAAGUAUAAAUGUAACAAUAUAUUCUACACCUAGUGAAAAACAAAUAGAUACAGAAAAGGAGAAUUUUAAAAUAUCUGAUUUAAUAAAUUAUUUUGAUAUUUUUAUAAGUUGGUGUGAUAAUAAUUUAAUUCAAAUUAAGUUACAGUUGUAUAAUAUUGCUUUUUGCUUAUUUUUGGAAAUAUAUAUUUUAUUAUUAACUAAUAAUUAUGAUCAUCUAGAUGAUUUUAAAAAUAAAUACUUAAAUAAAUUUUCUUCAUAUGAACCUGUAACAAAAUUAUUAAAAAACUGUGUUAGUUUAAGUCAAAUAUUUGAAAUAUCAUUAAUUCGUUUUAAAGAAAAAAAUUCAAAACAUAUUGUUCACAUGACUAAAUUGGGAAAAAAAUCUUUAUAUCAAUAUUUAAGUGUUUAUGAAGGUAUUUUAUUGUAUAAUUUAAUUACUACAAAAAUUAAAAUAAUAGAAAUUGAUGAUUCAGAUAAAAAUUUUAAUUUUUUCUAUUCAUUUGUAUCUACAAAUUUUUUUCAAAAUUUAAAUUUAAAUAUUCCAGUUCAAUGGGCUUUGCCUUCAAUAUAUUCUCUUCAAGAUGAAGUUGUAGAAGAUGCAAAUAACAAAUUAGUGAAAGAAAAAGAAGAAAGCUGUUACUUGCCUAAUGAAAGUAGUGAUGCAUAUUUUUAUUAUAAGCAUAUAUUAAAAACACAAACUAGUAAUAGAUUAAAAGUAACAAAAAAUAGAAUUCCAAGUAUACUUUAUUAUUGCUUGAAUAAUUGCAAUGACCUGACAUGUGCAGAAAUUUCUAGUUUCGAUGGAUCAUUUGUAGCAACAGCUCAUUCAAAUAAUAUAAUUAAGUUAUGGAAUAUUAAGCAAUCACAAAUGAAUAAAUUAAAUGACAAGAAAGAUUUUGAAUGCAAUAGAAUAGAUGAUGAUAUUAGAAAAUAUGAAGAUUAUAAAGAAAGCAAGAAUAUAUAUACAGAUUUAAAAGAGCACGAAAAUGGAAUAUCUAAAUUAUAUGGAAAUAUUUAUAAUGUAUCUAGCUUAUGUUUUGGUGAAACAAAUAAAAUUCUUUUAUCUGGAAAUAUAAAUGGGGAUAUAUACUUAUAUAGCACAAUAAAUAAUAAGAAUUAUGUUAAAUAUGUAGGAGGUAACACACCAAUUUGGUCAAUUGAUACUGCUUUUUUAGGAUUUUUCUUUUGUUCUGGUGAAGAUGAUGGAAACUUAAGGAUAUAUUCAACUAAUAAAACCUAUCCCUUUAUUACAUAUAAAUAUAAUUGUUCUGCAAAUAUUUGCAAAUAUCAUUACAAUAAUACACUUAUUGGAUGCGGAUAUUACGAUAAUUAUGUGCAUUUAUAUGAUGUUAGAGUAAAUUCUUUUAUUAAAAGAUUCAAGAACAACUAUCCUAGUAACCAAGGAGUAACUUCAUUAACCUUUUCAAAAAAUGGAAGAUUACUAUCUUAUGCAGGGGGUUAUACAAAUAACAUAAAUUUAAUUGAUUUAGCUAUGGAUAAAUUUAUUGAUAUAGAGCUAAAAGAAACUGUUAAAACAAUAGAAUAUAAGGAUGCAUAUUCUCAUAAGAUUAAAUCAUUUGAGAAUUAUUUAGAUAAUAAUAUUUUAAAAGAAAAAGAAAAAUCACAUAUUCAGGAGAAUAAUAAUUGCUAUGAUGAUAAAAUUUUAAAUAUAGAUUUUAGUUAUGAUAAUAAUCUUUUAGUUUCAAUGUCUUGUAAUAAUUUCAUUGAUUUUUACAAUUGUUCUAAAGUAUCACAAGAAAUAAGAAAUUCCACAGAAAAAAAGAAAAUAAAAUUAGAAAAAUCAAAAAAUAAAAAUAACCCAUAUGUUAAAUUAUCAAAAUCAUAUGGUGUUAAUUAUUCAAAUUUAAUAUCUGCAAAAUUUACACCUGAAAAUGUUCUUCUUUUGUUUGGAAUUAACACUUUAGUAUGA
Plasmodium relictum is the source of this 5190-nucleotide messenger RNA. RefSeq names its product conserved Plasmodium protein, unknown function. The transcript has 7 exons. The coding region runs from base 1 to 5190 and encodes 1729 amino acids. The record is from RefSeq and is a predicted model, not a curated record. Lineage: Eukaryota; Apicomplexa; Aconoidasida; Haemosporida; Plasmodiidae. Gene Ontology annotation, molecular function: protein binding.